CUCUCUCUCUCUCUUCUUUCUCUCUCUUCGUUGUCUUUCAGUUUGUCUUCCACAGUCAGUCAAGCCACCAUCCUCACCAGCAACAUUUGAUAAUGGUGUCUUCUAUUAAAUAUCACUCCAUAAUUAACUCCUCUAAUUAAUUAUUUAUCUGUUUACCUAUUAAGAUUCCAACCUCUCAUUUUUCCGCAUCCACUCUCCGAAAAUGCCGGGCUUAGUAUCAGUUAAAACGCCGCCGGAUGCUCCGCCGCUGCGAAUUGCGGUACCGGAAGAGCCGCCGCACACUCCGAUCCGGCCGGAAACCGUCAGAUCCGAAGCUAAGUCGAGCUCCCCCGCCACGCGCCGACCGCCGUCGCCUUCCCCGUCAACCUCACGCGCCAAACCCUCACCGGAUCGGGGCUCCGCGAAGAAGAAAUCCCCGCCGGAGAAGACGCUGAUUAACGAGUCCUCGCUCGACAACCCGGAUCUCGGCCCGUUCCUGCUGAAAUUGGCCAGGGACACGAUUGCGUCCGGCGAGGGCCCGAGCAAGGCACUGGACUACGCACUGCGCGCGUCCAAGAGCUUCGAGAAGUGCGCCGCCGAGGGCGAGCCGAGCCUGGAUUUGGCGAUGAGCUUGCACGUGGUGGCGGCGAUUUACUGCAGCCUGGGGAAAUUCGAGGAGGCGGUGCCGGUUCUGGAGCGGGCGAUUAGGGUUCCGGAGGUUCCGAGAGGUGCGGAUCACGCACUGGCCGCGUUCUCGGGGUAUAUGCAGUUGGGAGACACGCAUUCCAUGCUUGGACAGUUGGAUCGGUCGAUUGAUUGCUACAAGGAAGGGUUGAAGAUACAGAUGGAAGCCUUGGGGGAUAAUGAUCCAAGAGUUGCAGAAACCUGCAGAUAUUUGGCCGAGGCCCACGUCCAAGCCAUGCAAUUUGAUGAAGCCGACAAUCUGUGCAAGAAAACUCUCGAAAUCCACCGCGUGCACAGUCCACCGGCCUCCCUCGAGGAAGCGGCUGACCGCCGACUGAUGGCUCUCAUAUGCGAAGCCAAAGGAGACUAUGAAUCAGCCUUGGAGCACCUUGUACUUGCCAGCAUGGCUAUGAUUGCCAAUGGUCAAGAGACCGAGGUAGCUUCAAUCGAUGUCAGCAUCGGCAACAUCUACUCAUCACUCACACGCUUCGACGAGGCCGUUUUUUCCUACCAGAAAGCACUCACUGUCUUCAAAUCCUCCAAAGGCGACAACCACCCUUCUGUCGCCUCAGUCUUCGUACGCCUCGCCGAUUUAUACUACAAGACAGGCAAAAUCAGAGAGUCACGAUCUUACUGUGAAAAUGCCUUGAGAAUUUAUGGAAAACCCGUACCUGGAACAACCCCAGAAGAGAUUGCUAGCGGGUUAACUGAAAUUUCGGCUAUUUACGAGCUGUUUAACGAACCCGAAGAAGCUUUGAAGCUACUCCAAAAGGCUAUGAAGCUGUUGGAGGAUAAGCCAGGUCAGCAGAGUACGGUAGCUGGAAUUGAAGCGAGGACGGGUGUGAUGUUUUAUAUGGUUGGGAGGUAUGAAGAGUCGAGGGGGUCGUUCGAAACUGCUGUGGCGAAACUGAGAGGGAGUGGAGAAAGAAAGUCUGCAUUUUUUGGAGUUGUGCUGAACCAAAUGGGAUUGGCUUGCGUGCAGUUGUUCAAGAUUGACGAGGCCGCGGAGCUGUUUGAGGAAGCUAGAGAGAUACUGGAGCAGGAGUGCGGCCCGUGCCAUCAGGACACUCUCGGUGUGUAUAGCAAUCUUGCCGCUACCUAUGAUGCUAUGGGAAGAAUCGAAGAUGCAAUAGAGAUUCUGGAGUAUGUACUUAAACUGCGAGAAGAGAAACUCGGAACAGCAAAUCCGGAUUUCGACGAUGAAAAGAAAAGGCUAGCUGAACUAUUGAAAGAAGCUGGCAGGUCUCGUAACAAGAAGGCUAAAUCCCUCGAAAAUCUGAUCGAUCCUAAUUCAAAAAGGACCAAGAAAGAAACAACUUCGAAGAAGUGGUCUGCUUUCGGGUUUAGAAGUUAAUUCUGGAUUUUCUUCUGGAUUUCUUGUACACGAGUAUUUUUUUUUUUUUUAACGUAGGAGGUUGUGAAUGGUUUGGUUUCAAGUUGUAGUUUGUCAAGGCUUCUUGUUCCACAGGCGUUUGGGUUGCCGUUGUGUAAUUUUUUUAUUUUUUAUUUUCCUUUCUUAUUAUUAUUAUUUUAUUGUUUAUUUGUACUGCAAUUGAGAUAUUGAAGGUGUGGGAAAAAAAUGUCUCUCUUUUAUAAUCCUAAUGUUGAUCAGGCUAACUUGA
Erythranthe guttata (spotted monkey flower) is the source of this 2285-nucleotide messenger RNA. It is a transcript of the gene KLCR1, whose product is annotated as Tetratricopeptide repeat (TPR)-like superfamily protein. Lineage: Eukaryota; Viridiplantae; Streptophyta; Magnoliopsida; Lamiales; Phrymaceae. The record is from RefSeq and is a predicted model, not a curated record. Gene Ontology annotation, molecular function: protein binding.